Molecule: messenger RNA, 1068 nt
Organism: Knipowitschia caucasica
Lineage: Eukaryota; Metazoa; Chordata; Actinopteri; Gobiiformes; Gobiidae
Source: the annotation of a GenBank genome assembly
AUGGGCAUUGAGUCCGCACGGUUCUCACACCCGGAAGUGCUGAGCCUGUCUGUCUGUCUGAUUGGUAAGGUGGUGCAAGGUAAGGUGGUGCAUGGUAAGGUGGUGCAAGGUAAGGUGGUGCAAGGUAAGGUGGUGCAUGGUAAAGUGGUGCAUGAUAAGGUGGUGCAUGGUAAAGUGGUGCAAGGUAAGGUGGUGCAUGGUAAGGUGGUGCAUGGUAAGGUGGUGCAUGGUAAGGUGGUGCAAGGUAAGGUGGUGCAAGGUAAGGAGGUGCAAGGUAAGGUGGUGCAUGGUAAGGUGGUGCAUGGUAAAGUGGUGCAAGGUAAGGUGGUGCAUGGUAAGGUGGUGCAAGGUAAGGUGGUGCAUGGUAAGGUGGUGCAAGGUAAGGUGGUGCAUGGUAAGGUGGUGCAAUGUAAUGUGGUGCAAUGUAAGGUGGUGCAUGGUAAGGUGGUGCAAGGUAAGGUGGUGCAAGGUAAGGUGGUGCAAGGUAAGAUGGUGGAUGGUAAGGUGGUGCAAGGUAAGGUGGUGCAUGGUAAGGUGGUGCAUGGUAAGGUGGUGCAAGGUAAGGUGGUGCAAUGUAAGGUGGUGCAAGGUAAGGUGGUGCAAUGUAAGGUGGUGCAAGGUAAGGUGGUGCAAGGUAAGGUGGUGCAUGGUAAGGUGGUGCAAGGUAAGGUGGUGCAUGGUAAGGUGGUGCAUGGUAAGGUGGUGCAUGGUAAGGUGGUGCAAGGUAAGGUGGUGCAUGGUAAGGUGGUGCAUGGUAAGGUGGUGCAUGGUAAGGUGGUGCAUGGUAAGGUGGUGCAUGGUAAGGUGGUGCAUGGUAAGGUGGUGCAAGGUACGGUGGUGCAAGGUAAGGUGGUGCAAGGUAAGGUGGUGCAAGGUAAGGUGGUGCAUGGUAAGGUGGUGCAUGGUAAGGUGGUGCAAGGUAAGGUGGUGCAAGGUAAGGUGGUGCAAGGUAAGGUGGUGCAAGGUAAGUUGGUGCAUGGUAAGGUGGUGCAAGGUAAGGUGGUUCAUGGUAAGGUGGUGCAUGGUAAGAUGGUUCAUGGUAAGGUGGUGCAAGGUGGUGCAUGGUAA